Molecule: messenger RNA, 1475 nt
Organism: Mangifera indica (mango)
Lineage: Eukaryota; Viridiplantae; Streptophyta; Magnoliopsida; Sapindales; Anacardiaceae
Product: casein kinase II subunit alpha-2-like
Exons: 10
Coding region: 225-1223 (332 amino acids)
Biological process (GO): protein phosphorylation
Cellular component (GO): cytosol; nucleus; protein kinase CK2 complex
Molecular function (GO): ATP binding; protein serine/threonine kinase activity
Source: RefSeq, a predicted model, not a curated record
UACAUUAUUAUUCUCAUCCACGAAAGAAAAUAGAAAUAUGUCUCAUAAUGUAUAUUUAAUCGAAAAGGGAGGACUUUGCGUUUCGUAGAAUUAAGGGAGAGUAUUAUAUUACCAAACAAGUGGUGACUGAACCGGUGUUAGUUAUCGCGAUAACCUCCGUCAACCACAGUAACGCUAAAGGUCGAAUUCCUGAACCUCUGCCAUUAUUUCAUUAGAGACUAGGCAUGUCGAAAGCUCGUGUCUACGCAGACGUCAACGUUCACCGUCCCAGAGAUUACUGGGAUUACGAGUCUCUUGCCGUUCAAUGGGGCGAGCAAGAUGACUAUGAGGUUGUUCGAAAAGUUGGAAGGGGGAAAUAUAGUGAGGUUUUUGAAGGUAUAAAUGUCACCAACAAUGAAAAGUGCAUAAUUAAGAUCCUCAAACCUGUCAAGAAAAAGAAGAUAAAAAGGGAGAUAAAGAUACUUCAAAAUCUUUGUGGAGGCCCUAAUAUUGUGAAGCUGCUUGACAUUGUCCGAGAUCAGCACUCAAAGACUCCUAGUUUGAUUUUUGAAUAUGUGAAUAGUACGGAUUUUAAAGUUCUGUACCCCACAUUGACAGCCAACGACAUUCGCUACUAUAUAUACGAGCUUCUCAAGGCACUAGAUUACUGCCAUUCUCAAGGCAUAAUGCAUAGAGAUGUCAAGCCUCACAAUGUGAUGGUUGACCAUGAGCAACAGAAGCUUCGCUUGAUUGAUUGGGGUCUUGCAGAAUUCUAUCAUCCUUGCAAAGAAUACAAUGUUCGAGUAGCUUCAAGGUACUUUAAGGGCCCUGAACUUCUUGUUGAUUUGCAAGACUAUGAUUAUUCGUUGGAUAUAUGGAGUCUUGGCUGUAUGUUUGCAGGAAUGAUUUUUCGGAAGGAGCCAUUCUUUUAUGGUCACGACAAUCAUGAUCAACUAGUCAAAAUUGCAAAGGUUCUUGGAACUGAUGAAUUAAAUGCAUAUUUGAACAAAUAUCAUUUAGAGCUUGAUCCUCAGCUUGAAGCUUUAGUUGGAAGGCACAGCAGGAAGCCAUGGUCCAGAUUUAUGAAUGCAGAUAAUCAGCAUCUAGUUUCCCCAGAGGCCAUCGAUUUUCUGGACAAGCUUCUUCGCUAUGAUCACCAGGACAGGCUUACAGCGAGGGAGGCCAUGGCUCAUCCUUACUUCUACCAACUGAGAACUGCAGAAAAUAACAGAAUGCGGAGUUAGUAAAACCGUACUACUUGCUACUUGGUCAGCCGUAUUCAAGCCUACUGCAAACUUCCAUGAUUUUCUCUUGUAAUCUUGCAUACUCCAAUAUGUAGGCAUCAUGUUUGGUAAACUUUAAAGCUCAUAAUUCUGCUAUACUUUUCCAAAGCUUACCAGUUAUUACAUUAUUUAUCUACACUGCUCAUGCCCAAUUGGCUCCUUGUAUAACCAUUCGACCAUUUGCAAUAGAUUCCUACUGCUCAGUGAAAAGUA